AUUAAUCAUGCUCAGGGGUGAAUGAUUGUCAUGAUAUGGAUUGAUCAAUGUGUUCUUUUCACGAGGCAAUAAUGAUGUGGACCAAAAAUAGUAUGUGGGAGGUACGGUUUGAUCCUCUAAUCAUCCAAGAUGGAAAGUGGUGGCGGAGUUGGCCGGUGAUAAUCUUACCUUCCACUCUGGUUAGGGCGGUGACAGGGCGCAAGGACUUUCUCGCGAUAAGGCCUCUAAGUGAGAGAGUGAGAGGUAAUUAUAGCCAAGACACAGCCUCUUGGUUACGGGUUAAUUUUCUGUUAUUAAGGCUUGAUAACAGUAAUAAAAUAUCAUGGAUAGGAUGAAACGAAGUAUAAGCACUUAAAUUAUCUGGUGGUCGUUUUCAAUUAAUUUUAGCCACUCCUAUACAGCUAUCCUCCUCUUCUGUCCCCACCCUCUUUUUUUUGUUCAGUAAAACACCAUAGCCAAAUGUACCGUGAGUUGGUGAUUGAUUAGCUAUGUUGCUGAAAUCAUUACCCUGUGCUUCUCACUUGGAUGCCACAAGAAUUGCUACUUGUCAAACUCCAUCUUCUUCUUCCCUCUUCUAUACUUGUACUUCUUCCUCCCCUUCCCACCUUUCUCUUUCCUUCUCUGUUUCUUCUAUUUCAACCUCUCUUCCUCUUCGAAAUCUUCGUUUCCGACAUGAGCCUCUUCCUAAGAAAUGCAUCCAAAAGAAAUUGCAGGUGAAUUGCGCCAUCAAUGAGCCUCUUAAGGUUAUGAUUUCAGGAGCACCAGCUUCUGGUAAAGGAACCCAAUGCGAAUUGAUUGUCCAAAAGUUUGGACUGGUUCAUAUUUCCACUGGAGACCUCCUGAGGGCAGAAGUGGCAGCUGCCACUGAAAUUGGGAUCAAAGCAAAAGAGUACAUGAACACAGGCCGCCUAGUCCCUGACGAAAUUGUCACAGCUAUGGUUAAAACGCGACUUUCCCUUCAAGAUGCGAAGGAAAAAGGUUGGCUUCUGGACGGGUAUCCACGGACCUCAGCUCAGGCUCAGAGUCUUGAAGAAUUGGGAAUCAGACCAGAUGUUUAUAUUGUGCUAGAGGUUCCUGAUGAAAUUCUGAUCAACAGAUGUGUUGGUAGACGGCUUGAUCCUGUGAUAGGGAAGAUUUAUCACAUAAACAAUUUUCCUCCUGAAACAGAGGAAAUAAAAGAAAGACUUGUCACUCGCCCUGAUGACACUGAGGAAAAAGUAAUAUCUCGUCUGGAAAUAUAUAAAAGAAAUGUGGAGGCAGUCUUAACAACAUAUAUGAAUAUAGUGAAAAAGAUUGAUGGAAAUCGCCCAAAAGAAGUAGUUUAUGGAGAAAUUAAUUCUUUAUUGAGCAAUGUAAAGGAUGAAAAACUGAAGGCUUCCACCACAGGAAAUGCAGUAACUAAGAGCAGCAAUUUCAAUCUUGCAACUCCAAACAAGGAUAAGUGGAGAGGAAUCCCUACAAGGUUAAAUAAUAUUCCACAUUCCAGAGAAAUAAGAGAAUAUUUCUAUGAAGAUGUGCUGCAAGCUACACUGAGAGCUGUAAAAGAUGGAAAAAGGAGACUGAAGGUGGAGAUCAGUAUUCCAGAGCUGGACCCAUCUACGGAUGUUUAUAGAAUUGGGACUCUGAUGGAGCUUGUUCGAGUCAUAGCCCUUUCAUUCGCUGAUGAUGGAAAACGAGUGAAGGUUUGUGUCCAAGGAUCAAUGGGUGAAGGUGCAUUGGCAGGAAUGCCAUUACAGUUGGCAGGCACUCGAAAGAUUUUAGAGUUCAUGGACUGGGGUGAUUAUGAGGCCAAAGGGACUUUCAUCAACAUAGGUUCCAUAGGUGGCAAUGAGGUUGAUGAACAGGAUGACAUGUUUAUUCUAGUGGCUCCUCAGAAUGCUUUUGGAAAUUGUAUCAUUGAUGAUCUGAGAGCUAUGACUGAUGCUGCAGGGAGUCGUCCAGUUAUUCUCAUAAAUCCUCGCCUCAAGGACUUGCCUGGCUCAAGUGGCAUUAUGCAGACGAUGGGUCGUGAUAAGAGAUUGGAGUAUGCCGAGUCAUUUGAGAAUUGCUACUCCUUUCGGCUUCUCUACUAUGCAGGAACUCAGUACCCAAUCAUGGGUGCUCUCAGAAUGGCGUAUCCCUUCCCAUAUGAAGUAUACAAGAGGGUAGACGAAGCUCCUGGAAAAGAAAAGUAUGUCAUGCUGUCCACAUUUGAGAAGAAGCCAACUUCUGAUGACAUUAACAAUGCAUUCCUAGGGAAGCCAAGAGAACUGAAGAAUUCAUCUGGUUUUUGGGGUUUCUUGAGUGCCAUUCUGGGUUAAACAUUAAACAUAUUGUAGCAUCUUGCACUGUCUUAUAGCGACCAAUUACCUCCUCCACUUCAUUGCCAUAUCAGUGUUCUGGUUUGGCAGAAUACUCGUCUAUAGAGGAAGGAUUUAGUGUAGCAUGAUUAUGUAAAUGAUGCGCCCUUAAUUUCUUCACAAAAUCACCUAGAAUUGAGGGCAUUUUUUACAGUCACAUAUACUUGUUAUCUUAUGCAGGGACUUGUGCCUCGUAUUACAUAUAGAUUUCUUAUUCAAAUUUAGUGAAUAGUGGCAAAUUAUAUGUUAUAGAUUUCUCUAUUCUAUUCUGUGUCUUUUGUCCAACGAACUGUGCUGGCUUAGAUGAUCAUCCUAGGAUCAUGUAACCAUUCUCCGAUCCUGUAGUGCUUCAUUGCUAUGAGGUGAAUGUGAAUCUUCCUAAGCUAAAGUUUUUGGUUUAAUUUGUGUGGAAUAGCAUAUAUUAACAGGCACACUAAUUGUACCAUGACUUUUCUUUUUGAAUCAAUUAAUGAAUGAGAUGCUCCUUAUGUUCCUA
Chenopodium quinoa (quinoa) is the source of this 2835-nucleotide messenger RNA. Its product is annotated as adenylate kinase 5, chloroplastic-like. NCBI's taxonomy places the organism in Eukaryota, Viridiplantae, Streptophyta, Magnoliopsida, Caryophyllales, Amaranthaceae. The record is from RefSeq and is a predicted model, not a curated record. Gene Ontology annotation, cellular component: cytoplasm. The coding region runs from base 489 to 2300 and encodes 603 amino acids. Gene Ontology annotation, molecular function: AMP kinase activity; nucleoside diphosphate kinase activity; ATP binding. Gene Ontology annotation, biological process: nucleoside triphosphate biosynthetic process. The transcript has 19 exons.